GUUAAGGUCCAUUCUAGGAAAACUCUCUAAUUUAUCUAUUAAAGUCAAUUAGCUACUUCGAACGUAGGUGAUACGAUUGUUCAGCGGUUUAUACGAUGGCCGAAAAAAUGCUGGUACCACCAUUUUUCUUUUAGUACACCCAACUGAAUCAAAAUUUUCUACUUCCAGCAAAAUUUUAUGCACCAAUUGAAGUUAAAUAAGUACUUCAUUAUAAAAAAAAGUCGUUUCGUUUUAAAUAAUUAAAGCAUUUAACUCAGUUUCGAAGUGUGCGAUUGUAGUUGUUGUAAGAAGUGGAAUAGUUCUCCCAUGUUUUAAAAAUGUUGAUGGUAUAUUAAUUAUUUCUGAUUUAAUAAUCGCUGUUUACGUUUCAUUGAGGUCUAUUUAAGAAGCAAUUAUGGUGGUGCUAAUGGGUUUUCGGGGAAUUCGGAGUACUUUUUCACAUACAAAAUUGAAUUUAAGUUCACAUCUUGUUUAUAAUUUUGCUAAUGCAACAGCUAAUCAAAUUAACUCUAAUAUUAUAAGUUUUAGCUUAAGCAAGGUAAAUUUUAUUUUAUAUAACAAUGAUCCAAAUUUACAAACGUUUAAUAUAGAAAAGUUUAUUUAUGCAAAAUUAAAUAUAGAUAAACCAGGAAAUAAAGAUAAUAUUUGCAAUGAAAAUAAGGCUAAUCCAAACCAUAUGCAAUGGUCAAACUAAUAUUUUUAAUAAAAACAUCAUUAAACUUUAUUUUUUAAAGUCCCACUGAAGAUGUGACGUAAUUAGUUUAUUAAUUGGAAUUAUAUUUGUUGCCUGAUUCGUCUCAAAAACAUUUUUUACAUUUGAUACAUGGUUAAAUAGAGCCAAAGCACGGAUUAGCUGUUCAAUUAAUAAAAUAACGACAGACAAAAUCAAAUUAAAUGUUUUAUCACACAUAGUUUAAUAUAAAAGUAUGUAUUGGAGCUCCAAAGUUUUAUUAAUGUUCAACAUGUCUUUUUGUAAGAUUUUAGCUUUUAUAAUACUUGCUUCGCAACAAGUAAAUUCCCAACAUGCCGAUAGAGAUAAAUUAAAGCAACUAAUGAAGCUGAACGAAAAACAGUUCAACCAAAACGGAAUCGAAGCGUUUCUUCUUGAUGAUUCAAUAAAUAUGGAUGUCGAUUACGAUUACGAGAAUGAAUAUGACCAAAGAGUGGAGCCUUUUCCGUUUUUUAAUUCAAAACGAGGAAGCUCUAAUUCGGAGGCUUGUGUAGAAGAACUGGUGCCUUUUACCAGUAAUUUUACAUAUUCCCAGAUAGCCUGUGUUCCCAGACGCAGUGGCAGAAUUAUGCACAGAAAAAAGUGCAAACCCUUCAUAGCUAAAAUGGUGUUGUUAAAUAAAGUAAAUUGUCACAAAGAAGUCAUAAAAAUGAUGGCUGGAUGUGAUCGUUCCAAUGAAUUCCGUUAGAUUAACAUGUAUUUUGUUGAGUUUCUUCAUUUACUA
This is a messenger RNA of Aethina tumida (small hive beetle), 1454 nucleotides long. RefSeq lists its product as uncharacterized. The transcript has 4 exons. The coding region runs from base 927 to 1418 and encodes 163 amino acids. Lineage: Eukaryota; Metazoa; Arthropoda; Insecta; Coleoptera; Nitidulidae. The record is from RefSeq and is a predicted model, not a curated record.